This is a messenger RNA of Aspergillus lentulus, 2358 nucleotides long. NCBI's taxonomy places the organism in Eukaryota, Fungi, Ascomycota, Eurotiomycetes, Eurotiales, Aspergillaceae. The record is from RefSeq and is a predicted model, not a curated record.
AUGUUCUUCUCACUUCUUGCAGCGUUUAUCACUGCAAUAUUCGCCGCCAGAGUACUACCCCAGAAGACGCUGGCUUUCGAUGCGGACGACGCAAUCAACGCUACUAAGUGGGCUACUGCGAGAGCCAAAGCAGAUCAUCUGAUAGCUAAGUUAAAUUUGACUGAGAAGGCUUCCAUAGUCACUGGCACACCCUCUGGACAAUGCAUAGGCAAUCUUGCGGCGAUUGAACGCGUCGGAUUCGGCGGCCUUUGCCUAUCUGACGGGCCACAGGGUCUACAUGUCGCAGAUCUGGCAAGUGUCUUCCCUUCAGGCUUGACUGUGGCGGCAACAUGGGAUCGAAAACUCAUGGCUCAACGAGGUGCUGCUAUGGCAGUCGAGUUUCGGGGAAAGGGUGCCAAUGUCAUGCUAGGCCCGACAAUUGGUCCCAUGGGCCGCAGUCCAUGGGAUGGCCGCCUUUGGGAGGGCUUUUCUCCGGACCCCUACCUCUCGGGAGUUGCGGUUCAAGAGACUAUCCGAAAUGCUCAAGCAGUCGGUGUGCAAGCUUGUGCCAAGCACUUCAUUGGCAAUGAACAAGAAACCCACCGGACCAAUGAAGUGAUUGACAGUGUGGAUGUUGCUGCCGUCUCAGCCAAUAUAGAUGAUCGCACUUUGCAUGAGUUAUAUCUUUGGCCUUUUACAGAUGCUGUCAAAGCCGGUGUUGCUUCAUUUAUGUGCAGUUAUAACCGUGUCAACAUGACAUAUUCCUGCGAAAAUGCGCCUCUUCUCAAGUCAAUCUUGAGAGAUGAGCUGGGUUUCGAGGGCUAUGUGAUGUCGGAUUGGUUUGCAACGCACUCAGGUGUCCGCGCUAUUAACGCCGGCCUUGACUUGGAUAUGCCAGGCUUUCUGAGCGAAAAGGACUUAGGCUCGUAUUUUGGUCCCAACGUUGUGUCUGGCGUUAGAAACGGAAGUAUCUCGGAGGGUCGACUGGACCAGAUGAUCCAGCGGAUCCUCACUCCAUACUUCUAUUUGGAUCAAGACACCGACUAUCCCACCGUUGACCCAUCGUCAUACGCUGUGCUAGCAGCUACUUACGGUCUGCUUUCCCCUGGUGACCCUAGUCCCAAGGGUCGAGAUGUCCGCGGCAAUCAUUCAUUGUUGAUUCGGGAGAUUGGAUCUGCUGGCACAGUUCUGCUCAAAAACUCGAACAACACGCUCCCUCUCAAGACACCCAAGGUCAUUGGAGUUUUCGGCAACGAUGCCCCGGACGUCUCUACAGGGUUACUCUAUCCCGACGAUGCUUACGGGCCUAAGAUGGGGACUCUUGCAGUCGGCGGCGGCUCUGGUAGUGGUCGUAUGCCUUACGUUGUCUCUCCCCUAGAGGCUAUCAAAGCGCGUGCAAAGGAUGAAGGCUCUCACGUGGUCUAUCUUACAAACAAUGACUUGAUCGCAGCAGGAGACCUCAAGAGUAUCUACCCUUGGCCCGACGUCUGCCUUGUGUUCCUUAAUUCGUGGCUCGUUGAAGGAUUCGAUAGAACAUCCCUCGAAGCCGACUGGAACUCCACUCUGGUUGUUAAUAACGUCGCUUCGAUUUGCCCCAGAAAGACUGUCGUGGUGACACAUACUGCCGGUGUCAAUACAAUGCCGUGGGCUGAGAAUGACAAUGUUACCGCCAUUCUGGCCGCGCAUUACCCCGGUCAGGAGACCGGUAAUUCAAUCGUGGAUAUUCUAUGGGGAGAUGUCAACCCGUCUGGAAAACUUCCGUACACUAUUGCAAAGGACGCCUCCGACUAUAACACCCCCAUUCUCAAUCUGACUGGCCCGGCAGCUACUGACUCCAACGCAUGGCAAGUCAACUUCACCGAGGGGUUGAUGAUCGAUUACCGGCAUUUUGACGCCCAGAGGAUUAGCCCCUUAUACGAAUUCGGCUAUGGUCUCAGUUAUACUACAUUCAAUGUCUCUUCAGGCCUUUCUGUUGAGCGUCUUGAACAUGCUACUGGCCACAUAUCCCCGUGCUCACACGCUUCCAAGAGGACGACCCCGGCGGGUGGAAACCCCGAUCUGUGGUAUGAGAUGAUUGGCGUCAAAGCAACGGUCACUAACACCGGAGGAGUUUCAGGGGCGACUGUCCUGCAACUCUAUCUUUCCUAUCCCAGUGAAAAGAUGCCUUUGGGAACUCCUGUAAAAGUCCUCCGGGGCUUUGAAAAGGUGACUUUAGAGCCUCGGGCCAGCCAAGAGGUCCGGUUCAUUCUAAGGCGUCGCGACCUAAGCUUCUGGGACACUGUAGCACAGAAGUGGAGGAUACCCGAAGGUCACAUCCAACUCAGCGUGGGCUUCAGCUCCCGAGACCUGCAUUCGUCCGCUUCGCUGCGAAUUCUCUAG